Molecule: messenger RNA, 5895 nt
Organism: Porites lobata
Lineage: Eukaryota; Metazoa; Cnidaria; Anthozoa; Scleractinia; Poritidae
Source: the annotation of a GenBank genome assembly
AUGGUUCUACUUGAUGAUGAGUGGUUGAACUAUUGCAAGUUUGAUACCAUUGUGGUCGUGGAAAUUCCCAAAGCCUUGCGACAAACGUUCAAACGAAUAUGGAACAAGAAAUUUGGGAUAUUGCAUCAGUGGAACGACUCUAAUGCUGUGAGAAAAUUACUUUGUAACAAAGAAGGUGGCAAACAAAGCAUCAAACUUCUCACAAACAAGUCGUACGAGAAGUGGGAUACUACAGCCCUGUGUAAAUUCACCCUCUACGCAAAAUCUUUUGCUACACGAGACAGCAAAGGCGACCUUAAAACACUCGAUGAACUGUACAUAAAGCCCCGGGGACCUAAUCCUUCUGGACAGUUUCACUCCUCUGUGAUUAGCGCGAACGGUAACAUCGAUGAAACGUAUGCGCUCGCAAUUGAUCAGCUAAGACUUCUGAGAAAUUGGUGCUCUCAUUCUACCAGAGCAGAGAUGGAUAAGACAACGUUUGAUCGGUUCGUUAAACUGGCUAAAGACGCAUUUAAAGCCCUUUCCGUCAAUACAGACGACAUUGAUGCCAUUGUGAACGCGACCGGAAGUGCACACGCCGAGGCUCAAAGUUGUGACAUGCGCAUUUUUUUUUUUGACUCAUUUAUAACUUUUUGAGAGCGGAUGUCAGUUACAAUAUUUUUCUCGCUUCCUUGAACGGAAGUUGCGUAGCUGGUGUUGUGUUUUAAAAACCUUCACUAUUUUUAUCUCGUAAUGAACGGAAGUUGCGUAAGCACGUUUAGGCUAGGAUCACGAGUUUUGCAACCGGAGACGUUUGAGAUGAGACAAUAGGUUUGUGUGUGUGAGAGAUAGAACAAGUAUUAGCGACGCGUUGGAAAACCACGAGAAGAAUAAAAACAAGGAUUUGUCGAGUACAAGUUGUGAGUUCGUGAGUUUAGAGUGUACCCCACAAGUUCGGUACAUCCUCCCAAACCGCCCCCGCCCCCUAAGUAGUUUUGACACUCAUGCAAGAUGGCAGCCCGUAACGCAAAGUGCUCGAUCUCGAAGAUCUUACGGAAAAAUAGAGGACUGUGAACAGUCUAGAUGUCAGUAAAUAUCGACCAGAGGUCUACAAAAGUGAAAAAUCGAAAAUUCUCAAAAAAAUUCACAAAGUAGCACUAGGUAAGCUAUUAACAUAAAUGUAAUUUUUACUUCGAUCCGAUAAUUAUUUUCCACGUACGGGGGGGUUAUUGGUUUCGCGGCUCUCGGAGCGGGUUUUCCAGGCCCGAGACCAUGUGUCACAAAAAAAUCGUUUUAAAAUUCAAAUCCAUCGUAAUGCGGACAACAAAUAACUUAUUCAGAAGAGUACAUAAUUGCACACAUUUUAAGUGGUGAUUUACUCAGUUUGAAUGAAUAUGUAAUAUUUUGGAGAUUUUUCAUUAUUUUCAAUAUUUUGAACGUUUUCGUUCAAUGAAAAAAUGGCAAAUUUCAAAGCCCCAAAUCGUCGACUGGUACCUCGAUUUCAGUAACCAGUCUUAUACCACGUUAAAGAGCGUUAUCUCUUCUUUCAAAAUCUGUUUUCAAAACUACGGGCAACUGAAAAGAAAAUUUUUGAGGCCAAAAAAUACAAGUAGUACUUUUCUGAAAUUUGAGCUUUCCAGACUCAGCGGACCGAUGCUAAAAACUCAGAAAAAUGCAAUAAGAAAUCAGUUUGAGAAACAGUGGUUUAACGUUAUCAGCUAUCAGAAACAAACACGUGUUUAUCGAGCGAUCUGAUAAAAUGUAAAGCCGUUUUCCAACAAGAAAAGCAGAGUUUAGCCAUCUUCUGCUACCAAACGCACGAGUCACGUAAGGUUGUCAAAAGGCAAAGCAGAGUAAUAAACUUCAAAAAGCACAACGUUUCUGCGUCCAGGAAUUAGACUUUAGCGGACAGAACAAGGCCUACGAGUGUAUGUUUCAUACCUUAGCAUGGGUCUCCUAGAUAUUGGAAGUAAAAAACAUCAAGCACAGCAUCGGCAAAAGCGUCUUCGGCUGCUCUCAAACGACGGAGAUUGUGUUACUUUUCACAGAUUGACCGCUUACCACCUGUUUUUGGGCUCGCAUUUCGACGGAUCUGAACUCUUCUUCACGAGACAUUGAACUGAAUUUAUCGGAAAUAUGCCACCACCACCAACAACACGAGCUUUUUUCGGGUAUUUGUCGUUUUUUAUACGAAAAGUUCGGGUAAGCAGAUUCACGCAAAAACCAUUUGGCUCAAAAAAUGUGUUUAAAAGCCCACCCUGGAUUUGAAGCAAAAAGUAUUUCCUCGAAAUAAGCUAAAAAGUACCCAAUUCACGCGGUGAAAAAAUGGAUGAUUAUGGAAGGAUUAUCGAAUUCUUGCCUAACCUGAGGGAUUUCCCAGUUUCCCGUGAUGUAGGAUUAGGGGUAGGAAAAAAGCCCAUAACCUGCUCCUGUCGUUGUAAAUUUCCUGAAGAUCAAAAAUUUCAGUAAGAACCGAAAAAAAAAAAACAGCUUAAAGGAGGUGCACACACCUUGACCUAGCCAGGGAAGAGAGGCUUCUGAUUGAGCUAAACUGUCAUUGAUGCACGGUGCAAUUAGUUAGACCUGUUACUAUCCCCCGCGCAACCACAGGAACAAGUCCAGCCAUUUGGGCCCGGGGGUGGGGAGUACUUUUGAAGCGGUCCUGUUGGGGAGUUUCGGGGGUAGGGGGCGGGGAAAAUCGAAAACAACUUCUCUUUGUUUUUGUGAAGUACAUCAUUUCUCGCACGGUUGACAAGGUGACGGCGGACUCCAUAGCUGUGGAAAGGCCCUUUUGAAACAUGUGCCGGCAACAUGCAGGGCAUCACGAAAUUGACGUCAACACGUUGAAUCAACUCCAUGAACAGGGAGAGGCGAUAAGUCCCAUCUUAAAAGAUGCUUGAUGUCUAGACGUGAAUAGUCUGUCCGCAGUCAUUUUUCAUUUUGUAUAUCGGGACCAUUUGAUAGCGCACGAGUGAACCGGAGCGCAGUAACGAGCCCUAACCCCACCCAAUUGCCCUUGCGGUCUUUAAAUCAUCGCGUUUUUCAUUUUUUUUGUGCGCGUUCGAGAGCCUCCAAAGGGAAUAUUCAGGGUCUUUGUACAGUUUCAGUUUAUUUUACCGACAAAAAAGAACAAACCAAAGCAAAAGACAAGUAUACAGAAAUACGCAGAAGCAAUGUGGUGGGGAAGCCCAAAAAGAAACCAUAAGGCUUAGGUCAUCCCCUUUUCGUUCGUUUAGCGUUGAAUAGGUUUCCUGGCUUGGGUGGGUCGGUCGGUGGGGUGAAAAAAAAUCACUAGAAAUCUGAGAACAGGAGGCCUGAAACACCAGCGUCAUUGCCAUGGAGCCUGAAAACAACAAGACAUGGUCACCAAAUCGACACAAACUCAAUAUUGCGGAAAAUGUGAUGGCCAAUUUCAUAAAAAAAAAAGGCCCAAAAAGGGUAAAAAGCAAAAAGGAUACACCACCGAACGUUUUAUGCCUGGAAAUGCUGUUAUAAUGCUCAUUUCUUAUAUUAAAAGAAUUAAUUUAAGUCCAAAAAAAUAAACCUUGUCGUUUCUUUUUCUUGCUUUUUAAAAAAUCCCAAAAACUGGGUCUGUUGGACAACACUAAACAAAGAAAAAAUUAAUAUAGGUAUUAAUGUCCCUUGAAGUAUAAAAGUAUAAGUUUACAAGGACAGGAUCGAAACUAUACUGAGUAACUAAAUGAUAAAAAUUUGAUCAAAAUUAAAUGAAAGGCUAAGAGUCUAAGCGCUGUCUGAUAACGAAACGGUAAACAAGAAGUGCUGCCUGUCAUUUAAUAGAGACGUGAAAUACUGGGUAGACCACAUCCUGAACUCCUGCGAAAACCGGAAGAGAGGAACGCUCAGGGCUAAGGAGACUAAACAGGGGCGUAGCUACUUGUAUGCACGGUUCCCACGUGCGUACCCGAAAACGUUGAGGAGAAAACAUAGGAUGAAAUAAACAUAACUAAAAAAAUCGGUUUCCAGAGAAGCGAGGACAUUAAUUCGAGAACCGAACCUUGGAUGCUUUAUUUAUAUAGCAAGCUUGAUGAUGUAAAGCGUGAACGCGUUGUUUUCUCCACGACCUGUCUUCGGAGUAGACGAAGUAGGGCACAAUUACGUCAAUGUGUGGUGUUUUUGUCGGUCAAAAAUAAUGUGACAAAAAAGGGUAAAAAGAGUCAUUUGUAAACUAAAGUCGGAGGUACUACAAGCUUGAUUUUUAAUAGCUGAAUUAAUGAUAAACGGUUGACGUCAAUGAACAUAACAAGCCGACAGAAUUAAAGAAUUUUAGAGGUUGUGUCAUUUCAUAAACAGCAAAAAUGCUUUUGCUUACAACCGUUAACCCCACCUUUAAUAUAGGCACCUUAAAAAAUGUUGAGAUUUGGGUGGGGGGGGGGAGGGGGGGGGAGACGAUGUAGAAAAAGCUGGGUGUACCUCCGGAAUAAAUCCUGACUACGCACCUGCUAAAUCCUGAAACUGAACAACAGGCGUCCUCAGUUAUCAUCUGUCCGGGGUCGUACUUUCAAGGAAGCGCUGAUCAAGAAUCACUCAUGACGGAAUGAAAACUCCUCGUAGCUUCCAGCGAAAAAAGGAGUGACAACAGUGGUAAGCGGUCGUUCUGUGAAAUGUAACGCAAUCUCUGCCGUUUACGAUCUUUCGGCGCUUGCAUUUAAAACGUUGUUGUUUGGUAUGUUCUCCUGUGUGGAUACUUGACCUUUCCAAUAUAUGGAAACACCAUGCUAAGGUACGAACAACAGACAUUCACAACAUUGUUUUGUACGCUAAAAUCUGCUUUCAUGGACGCAAAACGUUUUGAAUUUUAAGACUUUUUAAUAUUAGUGCUUUGCCCUCCCUUUGACAACUUCACGUGACUGGUGCACUUGGCAGGAGUUGACAGCUUAAAUCUGCCUUUCUUGAUAGCAAACGGCAUUAAUUUAUAUCAGAUCGCUGUAUAAACACGUCUUGGUUUCUGAAAGCUGAUAACUUGAAGCCACUGUUUCUCAAACUGAUUUCUUAUUGUAUUUUUCCGAGUUUUUAGCAUCGGCCCGCCGAGUCUCAGGGGAGUCUGAAAAGCUCAAAUUUCAGAAAAGUACUACUUGUAUUUUUUGACCUCAAAAAUUUUCUUUUCAGUUGCCCGUAGUUUUGAAAACAGAUUUUGAAAGAAGAGAUAACGCUCUUUAACGUGGUAUAAGACUGGUUACUGAAAUCGAGGUACCAGUCGACGAUUUGGGGCUUUGAAAUUUGCCAUUUUUUCAUUGAACGAAAACGUUCAAAAUAUUGAAAAUAAUGAAAAAUCUCCAAAAUAUUACAUAUUCAUUCAAACUGAGUAAAUCACCACUUAAAAUGUGUGCAAUUAUGUACUCUUCUGAAUAAGUUAUUUGUUGUCCGCAUUACAAUGGAUUUGAAUUUUAAAACGAUUUUUUUGUGACACAUGGUCUCGGGCCUGGAGAACCCGCUCCGAGAGCCGCGAAACCAAUAACCCCCCCGUACGUGGAAAAUAAUUAUCGGAUCGAAGUAAAAAUUACAUUUAUGUUAAUAGCUUACCUAGUGCUACUUUGUGAAUUUUUUUGAGAAUUUUCGAUUUUUCACUUUUGUAGACCUCUGGUCGAUAUUUACUGUCAUCCGCUCUUAAAUGGGUAAAGUCCCGGCAUGAAGGGGUUUUUUACCGCCCGCGUGGUAAAAAAUCCCUAACAUUUCGGAAACCACAGGAAACCGCAAAGCGGAAAAAAUGUCAUCGAACACCCGCCUGUGUUUAUCCACUAAGCAAAAUUUAUAUUUAGUAUUUUACUGAUUUUAGAAAAGAUUGAAAGGUCUGGAAACCAAAUGACUUCUAAACGAAGAUGGUCAAUAUCAAAACCUGUUUUACUGCUUGGAAUUUCCAAUAUUUCUUCAAUUCAGCAGAGACGUGUCGCUUCUUAG